Molecule: messenger RNA, 942 nt
Organism: Orycteropus afer afer
Lineage: Eukaryota; Metazoa; Chordata; Mammalia; Tubulidentata; Orycteropodidae
Product: olfactory receptor-like protein OLF3
Exons: 1
Coding region: 1-942 (313 amino acids)
Biological process (GO): G protein-coupled receptor signaling pathway
Cellular component (GO): membrane
Molecular function (GO): G protein-coupled receptor activity; olfactory receptor activity
Source: RefSeq, a predicted model, not a curated record
AUGGACAAGGGAAAUAAGAGCAAGACAUGGAUGAGUGAAUUCUUCUUGCUGGGGCUCUCCAGUGACUGGGGGACUCAGAUCUCCCUCUUUGUCCUGUUCUUGGCCAUGUACUUUGUGACUCUUGUGGGAAAUACCGUCAUUGUCCUCCUCAUCAGACUGGACAGCAGGCUGCAUACCCCCAUGUACUUCUUCCUCAGUGUCCUGUCCUUUGUGGAUCUUUGUUAUGCAAACAGCAUUGCCCCUCAGAUGCUGGUCCACUUGCUCUCAGUCCACAAAUCCAUUCCAAUGCACCGCUGUGUGCUCCAGCUAUACAUGUCCCUGGCACUGGGUGGGUCCGAGUUCUUCUUGCUGGGGGCCAUGGCCUAUGACCGGUACGUGGCCGUGUGCCACCCCCUGCACUACAUGGUCAUCAUGCAUGGAGGGUUGUGUCUCAGGCUGGCCACCGGCUGCCUGGCAGCUGGCUUCAUGAACUCACUGGUGGAAACCAUCAUUACCUUCCGACUUCCUCUGUGUCACAAUGUCAUCAAUCACUUUGCCUGUGAGACCCUGGCCGUGCUUCGGCUAUCCUGCGUAGACAUCUCCUUCAACAAGGUCAUGGUGGCCAUCUCUGGCUUUCUGGUAAUCAUGCUCCCCUGCUUCCUGGUCCUGUUCUCCUAUGCUCACAUAGUGGCUGCCAUCCUGCACAUUUGCUCAACGCAAGGACGCCACAAAGCCUUCGGAACCUGCGCCUCCCACCUCACUGUGGUCUCCAUGUGCUUUGGGGCUACCAUCUUCACUUACCUGGGGCCACGGUCUAGCUCCUCAGUAGAGGGGGAAAAGAUGGUGGCCCUGUUCUAUGCUGUGGUGGCCCCUAUGUUGAACCCCUUGAUCUACACUUUGAGGAAUAAGGAAGUUAUGGCUGCACUCAGGAAAGUGGUAGAGAAAUUGAGAGAUGAAGGGUAA